ACGGGCACGGGGGGGAAAAUAUCUUAGUCAACAAACAACAACGAGGUCUGAAGCGCUUGAAUGUAUUUCCUUGAGUACAUCGUUUAUCAUCAUCACCAUUGUCAUCCUCUUCCUCAUCUGGGCUUCUUUCUCUCUUGUUGACCUUCAUUUCCUCCGGGCGAUUAUUGUUUUCCUUUCUCCGACGACGAGCGAUUCCCUUUGUUUCCUCGGCGAUUCUCGUUUUGUUUCCGGUUUCAUGUUUUGGGGCGAUUAAUGUGCGAGGUGGUCUUCGUUUCAUGAUUGUUUGUCUUUGCUCUCCACUUUGUAUGAUUUCUCAGAAUUGGAAAUCGCCGAAAGUUCGAAUUUUGUUCAUCGGGGUUUUGUCGGAGAGGCGUUAGCUUCUCUGGGUUUCGAACCGAGGGGCAUGAACGAGGAAGACCAAAGUGAUUUGCUGUUCUAAUUGGGCAAAGUUAGGGAUUUGUCUCGAUUUUCAGGUUCGUGAUUUGACUUGAUCUGGUAUGAUGAUGAAUAUUAGAAUUUCCAUGGUUUUUCAAUGCUCUAGGAAUUGUAGGAGAUGAUUUGAGAAUCUGAAUCCUUGUUUUGAGGGUGUUUCGGGUUAUUUAUGAACUAUGUGGAAACAGAUUCUAAGCAAGCUUCCCAAAAAACAUUCCAAAAAUGAUCGUCAUGGUCAUUCUUCACCCCAAACCACUGCCUCUACUUCGAAAAGCGCCUAUCAGGGCACUGGGAGAUCAGUCAAUUCACAUACAAAGAACACUCCGGCCGUCAAAUCUGAUCCCGAUACCAGGUUUAAAGACGGGAAUCUAAAGGCCAUUGCAAAUAGUGUUUUCACCCCGUAUGAAGCAUUGCCGAGUUUCAAAGAUGUUCCGAAUGCAGAAAAGCAGAGCUUGUUCAUAAGAAAGGUUCAGUUGUGCUGUGUAGUGUUCGAUUUCACCGACCCGACAAAGAACAUCAAGGAAAAGGAUAUCAAGAAGCAGACUUUGCUGGAGCUGGUGGACUAUGUGACUUCUGCCAACGGGAAGUUCAGCGAAAAUGUUACCCAGGAAGUUGUUAAAAUGAUCUCUGCCAACGUAUUCAGAACCCUAAAUCCUCAACCACGUGAAAACAAAGUUAUCGACGCCCUUGAUCUGGAGGAGGAAGAGCCUUCCAUGGAUCCUGCAUGGCCUCACUUGCAUCUUGUGUAUGAGGUUUUCUUGAGGUUCAUUACCUCGCCAGAAACAGAUAUUAAGUUGGCCAAGAGAUAUGUGGAUCAAUCUUUUAUUCUUCGGUUGCUGGAUCUUUUCGAUUCGGAAGAUCCAAGGGAAAGAGAUUGCCUGAAAACCAUUCUCCAUCGUAUCUACGGAAAGUUCAUGGUUCAUCGCUCAUUCAUCAGGAAAUCGAUAAACAACAUCUUCUACCGGUUAAUCUUCGAGACUGAGAAACAUAAUGGGAUUGCUGAAUUUCUUGAAAUUCUGGGAAGCAUCAUCAACGGCUUUGCUCUACCGUUGAAGGAAGAGCACAAACUGUUUCUUGUCCGUGCCUUAAUACCUCUCCACAAACCGAAAUGCUUGGCAACGUACCAUCAGCAGUUGUCUUAUUGUAUUACACAGUUUGUGGAAAAGGAUUGCAAACUUGCUGACACGGUUAUAAGGGGAUUGUUGAAAUAUUGGCCAGUGACGAAUAGUUCCAAGGAAGUCAUGUUCCUGAAUGAGUUGGAGGAAGUAUUAGAAGCAACUCAGCCGCCCGACUUUCAAAGGUGCAUGGUACCACUGUUUCGCCAAAUAGCUCGCUGUUUGAACAGUUUGCACUUCCAGGUUGCAGAAAGAGCCUUGUUCUUAUGGAACAACGAUCACAUUGAGAAUCUGAUAAUGCAAAACCGGAAGGUCAUUCUCCCGAUUCUGUUACCAGCGCUGGAGAGAAACGCUAGGAAUCAUUGGAAUCAGGCCGUCCGUAGCUUGACGCAGAACGUAAGGAAGAUGUUCCACGAUCUCGACCCUGAUUUAUUCAAGGAAUGCCUUGCCAAGUUCGAGGAAGACGAAUCCAAAGAAGCUGAAACAGAAGCAAGACGUGAAGCCACAUGGAAACGCGUGGAAGAAUUCGGGGCACACAAGGCUUCAUGAGGUUAGCUGUAGAGAACUUUCAGGUCUGGUUUUAUUUGAUCGGGUUUGGGGAUUUUCCUGAAACUUCGGAUACCAUUUGGGGCUUUGAGAAUGUCUGUGGCUGUAUCUGGUCAUCCAUCCAUCGUCUUGGAAUGAAAUAUGUAAGAUCCAUUUUCCUUUCAUUUUUAUUUUUAUUUUUAUUUUUUGGUAUUUUUGUUUCAGUAUUCUUCUCCGUUAAGCUUGUAAAUGGUUUCGCAAGGAUGUUUGAUCUGUUUAUUCUUCAGGACUGUCAUUUAAUCUCUAUUUGAUCACCUGCAAAAUUGCUGACAA
Tarenaya hassleriana is the source of this 2405-nucleotide messenger RNA. RefSeq names its product serine/threonine protein phosphatase 2A 57 kDa regulatory subunit B' theta isoform-like. The coding region runs from base 609 to 2096 and encodes 495 amino acids. Gene Ontology annotation, biological process: signal transduction. Gene Ontology annotation, molecular function: protein phosphatase regulator activity. Gene Ontology annotation, cellular component: protein phosphatase type 2A complex. The transcript has 3 exons. The record is from RefSeq and is a predicted model, not a curated record. NCBI's taxonomy places the organism in Eukaryota, Viridiplantae, Streptophyta, Magnoliopsida, Brassicales, Cleomaceae.